CUUUCAACACAAAUCAAACUACAAAAUUCUCUAUACCUCUCUUUUUCUCUCUUCCGUUUGCUCUGCUUUUGUCUUGACGGGAUUCUGAGAGUUGAAUUCGUAUUAUGGAGUAUUUUUCCGGGGAUUAUGCUGAGUUCUCGUCGCCGGACAAUUUGAAUUUCAAUACUAAUAACAAUGGUGUCCAUUUUACGGUGGAUGAUUUGCUGGAUUUUUCCAAGGAGGAUGAGACGAUGACCGACGCAUUUUUCGAUAGUUUGGGGGGGAAUUCCGGGGACUCGUCCACCGUCACCGCCGUUGACAGCUGUAAUUCCUCGAUUUCUGGAGGUGGAGACGGCCAGUUCAACGGUAACGUUAGCUGCCGUAGCUUUAAUGAUUCGCAGUUCUCCGGCAACGAACUCUGUGUUCCGUAUGAUGAUUUAGCGGAGCUGGAAUGGCUGUCGAAUUUCGUGGAAGAAUCUUUCUCAACCGACGACCUCCAUUUCAUCCCCACCGCCAACGGCGCCGUCGCGGCCAAAACCUCUGCUACAGACACCUCUUCCUCCGUGACCACUACUCACUCACCACCAAUUUUCCCCUCCGACGUCUCAGUUCCCGGCAAAGCCCGCAGCAAACGGUCACGCGCAGCCCCCUGCGACUGGUCUUCCCGCCUCCUCCUCCUUUCCAAUUCCCCCUCCACAAACCCCAAAACAGCACCAUCAAAGUUGAAAAGGGAGGCAACUGAAACUACUCCGGGCCGGAAAUGCCUCCACUGCGCUUCAGAAAAGACCCCACAGUGGAGAACAGGUCCAAUGGGACCAAAAACAUUGUGCAACGCAUGUGGGGUCCGGUACAAGUCGGGUCGGCUCGUGCCCGAAUACCGACCCGCCGCCCCCCCCGCCGCCAGCCCCACUUUUGUUUCCACCAAGCACUCGAAUUCACACCGGAAGGUCUUGGAGCUCCGGAGACAAAAGGAUCUCCAAAGACAGCACCACCACCAACAAUUGAUCAGUCAGGCCUCCAUUUUCAACGGGUGUGAUGAGUUCCUGAUUCAUCACCGUAGCAGCAGCAGCAUUAACGGUCCGGAUUUGAGGCACAUGAUCUAACGUGUGUGUGCGCGCUAGUGUACGGACAUUGGUACCCACACGAUCAUAAUUGCCUGCUAAUUUCUUAGUCCUAAGUCAUAACCCCAAUUUUUCUAAUUUUUCACUAUGUUUUUAGACAUUUGAAUUUUUGAAAUAGAAGCCGAGGGAGAAUAUGGUCAAUUCAAUUCAAUUGUAGAACUUGUAAUCCACAUUUUGUUUCUAAAUUUUGAUAUCAA
This is a messenger RNA of Sesamum indicum (sesame), 1297 nucleotides long. Its product is annotated as GATA transcription factor 9. Gene Ontology annotation, cellular component: nucleus. Gene Ontology annotation, biological process: positive regulation of DNA-templated transcription; cell differentiation. Lineage: Eukaryota; Viridiplantae; Streptophyta; Magnoliopsida; Lamiales; Pedaliaceae. Gene Ontology annotation, molecular function: zinc ion binding; sequence-specific DNA binding. The record is from RefSeq and is a predicted model, not a curated record.